Messenger RNA from Spodoptera littoralis (African cotton leafworm), 2244 nucleotides. NCBI's taxonomy places the organism in Eukaryota, Metazoa, Arthropoda, Insecta, Lepidoptera, Noctuidae. The record is from the annotation of a GenBank genome assembly.
AUGUCUCACGAAGCAUUUGCUGAGGCCGGCGCUAACCCGGGUAUCGAAAUCUGGACCAUAGAGCAAUUUGAACCCGUCGCUAUACCAUCAAAAUCUUACGGCAAAUUCUACAAUGGAGAUUCUUACAUAGUCCUCAAGACAUCAGGCCAAAGUAACGCCACUUUAAGCUAUGAUGCCCACUUCUGGCUCGGCAGCAAAACAACUCAAGAUAAGAAGGGAUCAGCAGCAAUCUGGACAGUGACCCUGGAUGAUAUGCUGGGCGGCAAGGCAGUACAUCAUAGAGAGGUUCAGGGACACGAGUCCAGCAAGUUCAUUGGAUAUUUUAAACCUGCAAUCAGAUAUAUGGAAGGCGGCAAUGAAUCUGGUUUCACUGAAGUAGAGACUAACGCCGGUGCUGAAAAGAGACUGUUGAAACUUUCAGGAUGUGAGAACAUGAGGAUUGAGGAGGUACCAGCAGAGUCCUCAUCCCUGACCAAAGACCACUGCUUCAUCUUGGAAGUAGACCAUGAUAUCUUUGUGCUGAUGCCUGAAGGUGCCAAGGCUACCCAGAGGAGGAAGAUCAUCAGCGUGGCCAACCAGCUGAGAGAUGAUAACCACAACGGAAGAGCUACCAUUGAAAUUAUAGAUGAGUUCUCAUCCGACGAGGAUUUUGAUCUCUUCUUCCAAGCUCUUGGAUCAGGAUCUAAGGAUGAAAUCGCCAGUGAUGAUUCUGGCACAACUUACUACCGUGAUGACAUUUCUGCUGUCUACCUGUACAGAGUUAUGCUUGGUGAUGGUUUUGAUGUUGUGGCUCUGAAUAAGCCGUACAAGCAGAGCCAUUUGACUUCCGAUGAAGUCUUCAUCCUGGACACUCCAUGCUCAGGGGUAUACAUUUGGAUUGGAUCUGAAGUCAGCUCCGAUGUCAGGAAGGCAUACCAUGAUAUUGCAAACCAGUACUUUGAGGCUAAGAAUUACCCUUCUUGGGUAAACGUGACCAAAGUGGCAGAAGGCUCCGAAUGCUCGACCUUCAAGCAAUACUUCAUCAGCUGGAACACUGUCAUCACCAGAAGUAUGGGACCCGUAUCCGAUGAUGCUGGUUACGACUCUGAUGAUGCAGAGCAGACUCAGAAGGUCGCUCAGUACAUCGGUAAGAGUGCGGCAGCGAGGGAAUACAUGCCUGACAAUGGAGAGGGAUCUCUUACUGUCACAAGGGCUGGAGAUGGCGCUGAUGUGACAGAAGACUUUACCUCCGGCUGCGGUAUGCUGUACCAGAGCGAGGUCUACGUGAUCAAGUACCAGUACACUGAGGAGGACGGAGACGAUGCUUACAUCGUAUACUACUGGAUUGGCUCCAAAGCAUCAGCUGAUGACAAGCAAGCUGGCGCUGAACUGGUCUCUCAGCUGGAAGAUGAGCUUGGAGACGAUGCUGCAGUCGUAAAGGUGCCCCAAGGGAAGGAACCAAGGCAUUUCCUCAGCAUUUUCAAAGGUAACCUAGCUAUCGUGUUCGGAGGCAAGGACUCGGACUACAAACCAACAAACGCUAAAGGAACCUACGAUGAAGACAGCAUCCGUCUAUUUAGGGUGGAAGGCACAGACCUGAGUGACAUGCGAGCUAUCCAGGUCGGGGAAACAGCUGACAACUUGGAAGAUGAUGAUGUCUACGUGCUGGAGUUAGCUGACAUCGUCUACGUAUGGAUUGGGAACGAAUCGAAUGACAAGGAGAAAGCAGCAGUGAAAACCUUUGUGAAGAUGCUGGUAGGAGAAGACAAGGAGAUCACUACUGUAGAACAAGGAAGUGAACCGCCGGAGUUCUGGGAUACUUUGGGAGGCGAGCCAGAAGAAAAGAGCGGUUCCGGCUGGAGGAACGCUGUCAACCGAAGAGUGACAGCCCCUCGUACUCUCACAGCUGUGAACGUCAGCAUUACCAAGAAGAUAACCUUCGAAGAUCUGGACACGGAGUUCACGCAACAGGAUCUGUCUGAUGAUGGAGUAUACGUUCUGGACACUGGUGAGGAGCUUUACUUGUGGCAAGGAAAGAAAAUCCCAGAGCGAGUCAAGAUGGCCCGUAACGAUAUUAUCAAGGAAUACAUAGAAGAUGACGGUUUAGACCGUACAGUGGACAAUGCUUUAGUGGUGUACGUGAAGCAGGGUGAGGAGCCAGGAGCGUUCAGGAAGCUCUUCCCUGAAUGGGAUAGCGCCAUGUGGGACAACCAAACGUCUUACGAAGAUAUCAAGAAUGAAACGAAAGCAGCGAAUUCGAAGUGA